Molecule: messenger RNA, 2929 nt
Organism: Hyla sarda
Lineage: Eukaryota; Metazoa; Chordata; Amphibia; Anura; Hylidae
Gene: NCK1
Product: NCK adaptor protein 1
Exons: 6
Coding region: 306-1439 (377 amino acids)
Biological process (GO): positive regulation of endoplasmic reticulum stress-induced intrinsic apoptotic signaling pathway; negative regulation of PERK-mediated unfolded protein response; negative regulation of endoplasmic reticulum stress-induced eIF2 alpha phosphorylation
Molecular function (GO): ephrin receptor binding
Source: RefSeq, a predicted model, not a curated record
GGCGUAGUUAUCAGGAGGCGGGGUUGGCUACGUUGCCUGGGCCUGGUUUUGUAGGCGGGGUUGGCUGGUUCCGCUGUCUGUAGUCGGUGGAGGUCGGUAUUGCGGGCGGUGGACAGUACAGCCGGCUGGUGGGGUUGCUCCGGGAGCCCGGGGAACUUGUGUGCGGAGCCGCAGCGGUUCAGAUGGAUUUACAGCGUGCCUAGGCAAAGGAGGAGCGUCCAACUUAUCGUACCGUUUUUAAGGUGUUCCCUGGAUUUGGAAAACUUGAAAGAUUUGAUGUGGCGAAGUGCCAAUAAGACUAGAGAAUGACAACAGAAGAGGUGGUCGUGGUCGCAAAGUUUGACUACGUGGCCCAGCAAGAUCAGGAACUGGACAUCAAAAAGAAUGAGCGCCUCCUCCUUUUGGAUGACUCAAAAUCCUGGUGGCGUGUCCGCAACUCCAUGAACAAAACUGGCUUUGUACCUUCCAACUAUGUAGAGAGGAAAAACAGUGCCCGAAAGGCCUCCAUAGUAAAAAAUUUAAAGGACACAUUAGGUAUUGGCAAAGUAAAGCGAAAAACCAACAUGCCGGAUUCUUCUUCCACCGCAGAUGAAAGCUUCUCGGACACGGAGCGCUUAUAUGACCUCAACAUGCCAGCUUACGUGAAAUUCACAUACACAGCAGAGAGGGAUGACGAGUUGUCUUUGGUCAAAGGCACAAAGGUGAUUGUAAUGGAGAAGUGCAGUGAUGGAUGGUGGCGUGGAAGUUACAAUGGACGAGUAGGGUGGUUUCCAUCAAACUACGUAACUGAAGAAAGUGAUAGCCCUUCUGGUGACCAAGUGGGCACAUUGUCUGAAAAACUAGCCGCAGUAGUCAACAAUCUCAAUAAUGGUCGCUCACUACAUGUCGUCCAGGCUCUGUAUCCGUUUAGCUCAUCCAAUGAGGAAGAACUCAAUUUUGAGAAAGGGGAAAUGAUGGAUGUUAUUGAGAAGCCAGAAAAUGACCCAGAAUGGUGGAAAUGCCGGAAGAGCAAUGGUCUUGUAGGACUGGUGCCAAAGAACUAUGUUACUAUUAUGCAGAACUUUCAGACAAGUUCAGGGUAUGAGCCUUUACCACCACGAUGUGAUUACAUUGGGCCCUCUGUGACUGGGCGUUUUGCUGGCAACCAGUGGUAUUAUGGAAAAGUGACACGGCACCAAGCAGAAAUGGCGCUGAAUGAGAGAGGGAACGAAGGAGACUUUCUAAUCAGAGACAGUGAAUCUUCGCCGAAUGAUUUCUCUGUGUCGCUGAAAGCCCAAGGCAAGAACAAGCAUUUCAAAGUACAGAUGAAAGACAAUGUAUACUGCAUUGGCCAGCGCAAGUUUAACACCAUGGAGGAGUUGGUAGAACAUUACAAAAAGGCUCCUAUUUUUACCAGCGAGCAAGGCGAGAAACUCUAUCUAAUCAAGCCUUUGUCCUGAGACCGCGACGCGGAGAGUUGGUAAAAGGACUCCAGCUUUGGUAAAGUCACCGAAAGGCGGAACCCACAGAAACUGAGAACCCCAGAAUAGAACCAAAGGCCUCUCCUAGCCCCGAUGAGAAUGACAUUUGUGACGUUAAGAAUUGGAUGAUACGCUGUAAUUUUUUGUUCUGUUUGUUGUCUCUUGCCAUGAGCAUCCCUUAUCUUUUUAUAUUUUGCCUUACUAUUGUAAUGUACCUGAGAUGUAGAAUUACAUAACCUUCUCUGCACUUGGAGGUUCCAAGCAAUGUGAUUGUGGUUUGUCCCUACAAGGAUCAUGCCUGAUAGAAGUCCACGUAUCACAUCUACAUGCUGCUUUUUGUUCCCCCCCCCCCCCCCCCCCCCAAUCUGUGCUUCGGACACAAUCAUCGGCAUGGAUCGAAUGCUGUUUUCACUGUGGAUAUACUCUCACGGUUUGUCCUAUUCGCAUUGUAUCGGACAGACCGUGUCUGAGCAUUGUGUCUUCAUUUGUACUUCUAAUCCAAGACAUUUCAUAUUUAUUUAAGAAGCAUAGGGUGCCUUUCAGGUCAUUUACUAGCCUAAAUAUUUAAUGUACCCACAUACUGUAAAAGGUCUACAUAUCUUUCUUGUCCCAGCAGGUAUUGUAUAAUUCACAACGCUGUCGAUCAUUUACUUUGUUAGCUUUCGUAGAAAAAAAAAUCAUUAUAUUAUGGUUUAUUGUUCUUUUGUAUUGUUUUUAUGUUUUUUGGUACCCAUCUAAAUGGGCAGCCAGUCACUUUUAAGCUAUUUGUAAAAGAGAAGUUCCUUUUAUGUCUUGGUUGUGGUAGAGAAAUGUUCAAGCCAAAGCUUGUACUUCUGGCAUACCCCCAAAGGCACACAGGGACCAGGUGAUUGUAUGCUGGCUAUGUUUUUCCUGGCAGCAAAAAUGGCAGGCCCCUUUUUUUUUUCUUUUUUAUUAUAGUGCCCAAAAAACACGAUGGUCAACACCAGGAGCCUAUGUAAUGUAAUCGCUGGGUCCUGCAUGGUAAAUCCACCUAUAUAAUUUAGCCUUAUGUUCGUUCUUUGUUGGGCAGAGGAGUCCACGAAUGUGAUAUAUUAGGGGGGCUUGUAUCCGUUUAUUUUAUUAAAGAAACAACUGAACAAACUAGAUUAUUGUGCCAAAUUGCAUGUGUGUAAUUUAUUACUUAUUUGUUUAAAGUUGUGUAGUGGUGCUUUUUUGUUUCUCUCCCUCACAUAUAUGUGUAUUUUUGUUUUUAUUUGCACCAAAGCCUUUAGUCGAUCAAAAUGUAAUCUAUUCCAAAAUGUCUUUCUGUUUAGUGGAGGAAGCUAGUAGACCUAGGUAUCACAAGUCAUUGUAAAGAUAAGGAAUACUGCUAGAAUACUAAAUCCACAUGACUAUAUACUGUUUGUAUAUUUGUGUGUACCCCUAUUCUUAUUUAUGUACAUUGUGUGUAUCCACAAAGCAGUAAAGUAACUUUUCAUUUUUCUUAC